This is a messenger RNA of Lingula anatina, 399 nucleotides long. RefSeq names its product noelin-2. NCBI's taxonomy places the organism in Eukaryota, Metazoa, Brachiopoda, Lingulata, Lingulida, Lingulidae. Gene Ontology annotation, biological process: signal transduction. The record is from RefSeq and is a predicted model, not a curated record.
AUGGNUUACACUACCACUGACUUUGCCGUGGACGAGUACGGGCUGUGGUUAGUGUACGGGAAUAUAAGUAACAACUGUAACCUGGUCAUCGCCAAGAUCAACCCGGACACUCUCAACGUGGAGAAAUCGUGGGCGACGACCAUUAGCAGUGGAAGCGUGGGAAACACUUUCAUGAAAUGUGGCGUGCUUUACGCCACGAAUUCCUACAGUGAAUUGUCCAAUUACAUCCGCUAUACCUAUGACACCAACACUGGGAAACAAGAGUCGCUUCCACCGAAUGGGAUCCCGUUCAAACCACCUGGUAAAUACAACACCAUGUUAGAUUAUAAUCCACAUGACGGUCUUCUGUAUUAUGCAGAUAUGAUUAAGGGAAAUCUUGCCACUUUUCCAAUUGUCUAA